Molecule: messenger RNA, 5347 nt
Organism: Pangasianodon hypophthalmus (striped catfish)
Lineage: Eukaryota; Metazoa; Chordata; Actinopteri; Siluriformes; Pangasiidae
Gene: prr33
Product: proline rich 33
Exons: 3
Coding region: 250-3570 (1106 amino acids)
Source: RefSeq, a predicted model, not a curated record
CCACAUCGCCACUCCAUGCACAUUCUAAGUAAAGGGUUCAGGUUUUAUUUUUGGACUGCUAUGGAGCUGGUGCCUUCCAUUUUGGAGGAAGGGACGAUAGUUGAGCUUAACAUGAGCCUCUUGUUCUGAUACUCUAGGCUGGGAGAAGCAGGCAGCAGCCAGUCGCCCCUAACCAGCAGAAACACAGGGGACUCUUUCUGAAGUGAGCCAUCUGUUAUCUGUUAUCUGUCUUGGGGGCCGACAUUUUUUAUGGCUGUAAAUAUCCGCAACGUUGCCCAAGCAGGCCUGCUUUCCCAGCAGUACCCACCCCCCCUACUUCCUAAACCUGGAAAGGAAAAUGUCCGGCUCCAGAAGUUACUUAAGAAAAGUGCCAAGAAAAAAACUGCUGCCCAGGCUUCCCAGACACCAGCCCCUUUCCGCUCAUGCCUCUCUCCAGUAACUGAGGCUAGUCCUGACCUGGAGUACAGUGACCACUCAACCCCACCCAAGACACCAGAAACACCAAUCUAUGGAGGUACACUGCACCCACGGUUCAACAUCAGGCCACUGUAUCAGCAUUCACCAUCCCCUUACCCUCAUCAGGGCAGCAGUUCAUACAUCACACCAGCAAGGUUCUCCCCACAGCCCUAUGUUACACCACACCAUUCAGCGACACUAUUUUCAUACACAACUCCUCCCACUCCUGCUGGUGCACCAUUAGUUACUUCCUAUACAGCAACAUCUAUAACUGUUACAUCUGUAACUACCACAACUGAGAUAAUCCAGCCUACUGCUACAAUACCAGUUUUUGUAUCAGCAAAGCAAACAAAUAAUGUGCUGGCUACACCCACUUUUAUCAUCUCUAAAGCUGCAAGUCCUCAGCCAACCUCAAAACCUAUGUUUGAUGUUCCCCAAAUUACAAAUUACACUUCUCAGACAGCAACAUUAAAAACUUCUCAAUAUACAUCUUCACCAACAAUGCAAAGGAGUAGAACACCGAUUUCUGAGGUGCUGCGAGCUCCGACACCAACAUUUGAAGUUAGAAGGAUUGUCACACCAACCUCAGAAUUAAAGAGAGAUAAAACACCAACUAGAGAAAUCAAAAGGGUCAUAACACCUACAUCUGAAAUUAAAAGUGGUGUAGCACCUAUAACUGAAAUUAAAAGGGAUGUAACACCUACAACUGAAAUUAAGAGGAGUGUAACACCUAUAACUGAAAUUAAAAGGAGUGUAACACCUAUAACUGAAAUUAAAAGGAGUGUAACACCUAUAACUGAAAUUAAAAGGGAUGUAACACCUACAACUGAAAUUAAAAGGGAUGUAACACCUACAACUGAAAUUAAAAGGGAUGUAACACCUACAACUGAAAUUAAAAGGGGUGUAACACCUACAACUGAAAUUAAAAGGGGUGUAACACCUACAACUGAAAUGAUAAGUGACACAACCCCAAUUUCUGAAAUAAAGACUGUGACUACUCCAUUUUUAGAGGUUAAGAGAGAUACUACACCAACAUCUGAGAUAAAAAGUGAUGUAACAGUUAUGACUGAGACAAGAAGGGGCAGAACGCUGACAAGAACAAGGACACCAACAUUUGAUCUUUCACCAUCAAAAACUCCAUCAGGGCGGCCAAAGACACCGUCAUAUCAUGUUUCACCUGCUAGGACACCUGUUUUAGAAAUUUCAAGACCCAACCCACUUUUAUUUGCUGUCUGUCCUGUGUAUAUGGAGGGCAGAAGAUCCAAAACACCAACUUCAAGUUUAGUUGGGCCAAGCGAUGAAAUUCCUCAAGAAACUGAGAAACCAAAGCAAAAUAAUCUUUCAGAAUCCAUACAAAAUGGUGAGGUCCAUAUCAAACCAUCUGAAACUUCAGAAGCUAGACUGUCUUCUGAAAAGCCCAGAGAAACUGAGUUGUCAAAGCCAAAGGUCACAGUACAAGAUGCUUCAAAGACUACACAGACCACUGAAUCCCAAAGCUCAAAGACCAGUGUACAUGAAGGUCCUAAACCUCUAACUCCUAUAGUUGAACAUCAAAGUCCCAAAUCACCAAACUCUCAGUUUUCUGAACCUGUUAAACCCUUACUGGGGUAUCAAAAACCAACUGUACCUCCAUUUGCAGGUCAAAGGCCAAGAACACCAACAUCAAAAUCCAAAUCAAAAUAUUAUGGUUUAACCCCAGCUGAAUAUGUUGCUUAUGGGGGAAUACAAAGUUAUACACCUGCAUUUGGUAUCACUAGAUCUCUAUCACCGGCCACUGUAGAAUAUAAAUCUCAAGAACAGGAAACACAUGUACCUGCUUUGAAAGAGAAGCCAGAGAGUCCCAAGACACCUGUGGAUAAAGUGUCACCAUCCAUUACUGCUGCUAUUGAAAAUGGAACUCCUGUUGCCCCAAUUGCUGAAGUCUCAGAGGCGAAAAUGCCAAUAGUAGAAGCAGAGCUAAAACUGGAGCGAUCUACAUCAGAGAGAAUGGAAACAAAGGAAGAAACCACUGGAGUUCCUGGAGUUAAAAUUCCAACUAUUGUUGUAUCUAAAGUUGACACACCACCUUCAGAGGCUCUCGUGACAGUGACCACUAUUCCUGUUACACAAAGAGUUAGGACUCCGACAUAUGGCAUAUCUAAACCAAAGACAGUGCCAUCUGUAUCUUUAAAGGAAACUACUAAACCUGAAACUCAGUCAACACCACCAUCUGUAAAAGCUGUAAAAGCUGUAAAACCUGACCAAAAUGCAGAUAAAAGCUCAAAGCCAACAAAAAUAAGCGCAAUGUCACAGAAGACACCAGAGCCUCGUAUGUCUUUACUGGAGAGGAUUAAAGAACAAAAAUCUUUAUCUGCCCCUCCAACAAAGGCUCCUGAAAUGCCUGUGACUGAAACAACAGAAGAUAAGCCUCUGGUCAAGCCAAAGGAUGACCAGAAGGACAAAGUUAAACCUGGUGAAGAUAUUUUAUCAACACCAAAAGAGAGCAUACCAAAAGAUGCUAAGCCUGCAGUCGAAAAUGAGGAGGACAGCAUCCUCCCAACUACAGAGCCUAUCCUAAAGGCCUUUCAGAAACCAAAAGGCAAGUCAAAACUCAGUGGCUGGUCUCGUCUCAAGAAACACAUGGUGGUGGAGGUAGAGGAACCCAAGUUUCCUGUUUCUGAGCCAGAACUGAAGAAAGAUGCCCUUGAUGGAACUGCUCAGAAAACAAGUGAGCAGGAAACCCAAGGCAAAGAAACAGAUAAGACUAGUGAAAAAGAGAGUAACGAUGCCCCAAGGGCUGCAAAAAUGUGGGAUGCUAUCCUCUUCCAAAUGUUUUCAACCAAAGAGAGUAUCAUGCAACAGAUUGAAACCAACAAAACUGAUGAGCAAAAGAAAGAAGAGGCUACAUCAGAUAAACCGAAAGAAAUUCCUGCAUUUGCACAUCGCCUUCCAGUUCUCCUUUACAGUCCUCGAUUUGAUGCCAGGAGACUGAAAGAGGCAGCUUCACGACCAGUGACAAAGAUUGCAACAGUGUUUGAGAUGGGUCUCAUAGGCCGCAAAAAUAAAGAUGAAGAACCGAAAGACUUUAACAGAACAGCCAAAGGGUUCUCUACUUCAAAAACUACUAAUGUCUAGGUGUUAAGUAAUGGAAUGGCCAAUGAUACUGUAUUUUUUUCAGUAACUGUGUACAGUUCUAUUUAUCACAAUUCAACUAUCUUAAAGUUGAAAUUAAGUAAGAAAGUGAUUGUAAUGUGUUUGUAUGAAUUACACAGGAAUUGUGGGAAAAGCAUAUGGUUUUACCUCACUCAUGUCAUAAUAUUAUGACAGAGAUACAAGAUGUGGUAAAAAAAAAAAAAAAAAAAAAAAAAAAAAAACCUGAAACGAUUGAGUGUUCAGAGAUUCUUUAUUUUAUAAAUUGUCUCUAGUGUCAUUCUGAAAUGCCUGAAUGACAUGAGGUACUUACACAACAUUAUAAUAAUCUACUUACUAAGUUAUGAAACUCAAAAGAAGUUUUAGAAUGGAGGGAGAGAUUUUAUGGCAUAAAUGUAGAGUGUAAAUUUAAAUUAUAGGCAUCAUGGAAUGUUCAAUUUAUCUCUGAAGCAUUCACAUGUAGUUUAAAAAUACACUACAGUCACUGCCCACUGUAUUAGGAACACCUGUACACCUGCUGUCUCAUGCAGUUAUCCAAUCAGCCAAUCAUAUGUCCACAGCACAAUGCAUAAAAUCAAAAGCGUUUCAGUGCCCAGUGAGGCCUCAGAUUCCAGUUCUUGCCUAACAGCAGUGGACCCGAUGUGGUCUUCUUGCUGUUGAGGCCCAUCCACCUCAAGGUUCAAAGUGUUGCGCUUUCUGAAAUGCUUUUCUGCUCUGUUCUGACCUCUCUCACCAACAAGCCAUUUCUGCUCAUGGAACUGCUGCUUACUGGAGGUUUUUUGUUUGAAAUCUAAACACUAGCGACUGUUGUGUGUGAAAAACUCAGGUGAUCAGCAGUUUCUGAAAUACUCAAACCAGCCUGUCUGGCACCAACAGCCAUGCCACGGUCAAAGUCACUGAGAUAACACUUUUUCCCCCAUUCUGAUGUUUGAUGUAAACAUUAACUGAUGCUCUUGACUUGUAUCUGGAUGAUUUUAUGCAACACACUGCUGGCACAUGAUUGGCAGAUUGGGUAAUUGCAGGAAUGAGCAAGUGUACAGAUGUUCUUAAUAAAGAGGCUGGUGAUUGUGUGUCACAUUUAGUGUACUCAAAAUGGUGCUUUUCAAACUUUUCUUUUCUCUUUCUCUUUUCUUCUAUUAUUUUUGCUUUGUAUAGCGAUGCCUGUGAGACAAAGGUCUGACUGUAUGUUCAGUGAAGGAACAGUAUUUACAGGGUGUUUGAAAGUUGUAGUUGGCUGGAUAGGUGGAAUGAGGGCAACUGAGAGAUAAUAGAGACUUGGAAAUAAAGGAAAGUGUGAAUGGAAAAGAGAGUAAGAAAAACAGCCUGAAUAUACCACAGAUCUUAUAUGAAAAUGAUGACCAGAGCAGGUCUACAUGAAGCUGUAUAUGACUAAAGUGUGACAGGCAGCUUACACUGGAAAAAUGGUUACAUGAUGCAAGAGUGUAUACUGCAUGGCUAAAAUAUUUGGUUUUGAUAGUUCCGACUACAGUUAUGUUAAAAUUAGCAGUGAACUAUCCAUGGCAUAUGUUUUAUACUUUGCCCUUUUCUUGUGUGUGUGUAUGUGUGUGUGUGUGUGUGUGUGUGUGUGUGUGUGUGUGUGUGUAUUUGUCUGUCUGUCUGUUUGUCUGUCUGUCAUUAAAAAUCAGAAUGGGUACACAUUCUCUGUAUGGCAGUGAAAUGUGAUAUGUAUAAUACUUUGCAUUUUAAGGUGCUAGAUUAAAUGUUUUAUAUUUUUUGUAAUAAAAAUUGCUCAUUUGGAGAA